This is a messenger RNA of Botrytis sinoallii, 4821 nucleotides long. RefSeq lists its product as uncharacterized. Bases 1 to 4821 code for a protein of 1606 amino acids. The record is from RefSeq and is a predicted model, not a curated record. Lineage: Eukaryota; Fungi; Ascomycota; Leotiomycetes; Helotiales; Sclerotiniaceae. The transcript has 7 exons. Gene Ontology annotation, molecular function: zinc ion binding; nucleic acid binding.
AUGAGCGGCCACAGUUAUACGGAGGGACUGGAGGCAAUGGGCCAUAAAGCACACUCAGAUGGCAUAGGAUAUAGUGCGAUUUAUAGUUGGUAUGGCCAAACCAUGGAUCGUCUCCAGAGUGAUGACUCCAAUGUGUCUGAAGAGUUUCGAUCACUGACGGCCAAAGUCGAGACAUGGAAACAUUUCUGGCCUGAUGAACCUUUCUUCGCGGAACAGGAUUCGUCGCAGGAAACUCCCACUACACUCUUACCAACUGCAGGAUCGUCAAAACAACCCAUCACACCAAAUCUGAGUCGAUCGCCAAUUAAGACACAGCAAGCAUCCCAUGGCAAUAUGAAACGGGAUCACAAGAGGUAUCACGACGCGAUUUGCGCAAACUGUAAUAUGAGAGGUCACAUCUUGAGUCACUGUGUGGCUCCUGUGGACGAGUUUGGGUUCAUCUCAGGUUGUCCGCGAUGCAAUACUAAGAAGCAUUUAUAUGAUGAAUGCAGUGCGCUACCAAAGUCUACAGGCAGGGGAGAUUGGGCUUAUCUUAUUCUGAAAAGAAUGAACUGUCCUCCAAUUCGUUCGUCUAAGGAUAUUCGUAAUUUUUUAAAAGUUAAGUCGGGGAGACAGCACCCAUGGACAUACGACUUUUCCUUGAAGCAAGUAGGCAAGUUUGAGGUAUCAUACGAUGAUUAUGGGAUACCGAAGGGAUUAUAUCCGGAUCCAGCAUGGGAAACACCAGAUAAAGUUCUCUCUCAAGCAUACCCCCGCACAAUGGAUACAAUCUUACCAAGGCUAUGGUACUUUCACUGGAGAUUAAAUCGAAAGUCGGCCGACCUAGGCUACAAGUUUGAAGUAUUCCUAAAGUCGAUGAGCGAAGCAGCAAGUGAUAGUGAAAUCAUUACUAGUGAGAUUGUUCGCUUGGCAGAAGCUCUCGAAUGUAUUUCAGAGUUUGAGUCAAAAAAAGCUAGAGGAGAGUGGUUGACCAUCCGGAUGAGAAAAGAUAUCAAGACAAAACAGGCUAAAGAGCUGGAAUUUGAAGCAAAGCUGAAUGCUUAUCAUGCACCAGAAAACUAUCGCCCAAGAAACCAUGAUUCAUCUCCAGACAAUGAAAGAACCGUUCCUUCGGCCGAAGAAAAGGGAAAAGGCAAGGCAAUAGAUGUUCACAGUCCCUCAUCUUCCCACAGUUAUGCAGAAGAAGAGCAGAGCAUGUAUCAGAAUUAUACACAGAGGUAUGCACCUGAUAAUCCCUUCAAUGAAGGUACUUCGUCAAAUGUCCCAAGCGAAAGCACACCUACGUCUGAGAAUUUGGUUGUUAGAAAAGAAUUCGGAAGUAACCUCACUCCCGCUGUCGAAAAUUACAAACGGCGAGAUUUAUCAUCUCCAGAAAAAGUUCUAGAUUGUGUUCCUGUCAAUAUAGAUACUCAGUCAAGUGGUCAAAGCGAACAAGGAGAAAAUCAACUGUCAAAAUUUGCAGAAUUCAAGUACGAACAAUCUAAGGAACAGAAACAGUUGGAGAAGAGAAUUUCCAACCUAAGGAGAGACCUCAAAGAGAUCAAUAGCUUUGAGAAGAGGGUGGAGAUGUUGACGACCAAUCAGUGCAAUCAACUUAAGAUGAAAGAACUCAAGGAGAGGGAGUUGAGGGUAUUGUUAGAAAUCCGUGGUCGAUACGUAAUAUCCCCCGAACCAAUUUCUGGCUCGAAGAUUAACACGAGUGAAAGGCGUCAAUCUUUCGGAGCACCAGGAAAUCAAGCACCUAACCUGGAGUAUCCAGCAAAUCGUCACGACAGCAGUAGCGGAGGCAGUAGUAACAGUAGUGGUAAAUCUUCAACAAGCGAAGAAUUGCCACCGGAAGGCUUGCAGACACUUACAACGCCUUCUUUCCCAAGCAUUAGAAAGUCGCCUUUGAGCUAUGUUCAAACCGCACCAAGUGUAGGAGUCCAAGAUUCAAACGACAACAACAAUUCCACGGGCCCUGAGGAGUCACAGUCUUAUCUCGUUGUAACGCAAGACACAUAUCCGGCAUUGAACAGAAGACAAAAAGCUAAGGGUAUUUCGCAUAAGGAAUUGAACCGAUCAUCGAGUGAUGCACGAACCAUUGCCCCCGCUGCUAAGACAAUGACCAUUAUUGCCAGACCACAGUCGCUGAGACGUGAGAGUGUCGCAGAUAGUCGUUCGAAGCUAUCCUCGAGUCACACACAAGUAGCUACAUCCGAUUCUGGCAACAACAAGAAACAGAUGGUAAUUUCAGAUUCUACGGAAUCACAACACUUGCAAUCCACUAAUGAGGUCAAGAAUCAAACAGGGCUUAUCUCCGGGCCCAUGGAGUCAAGGAACUCACCAAAGACCAUUGAUAAUAGCCAAAAUCUGCCUUCAGCAUCAAAUGAAAAACAAUUUGGCCAUGUUGCAAAUAAAAACAUGGAGCUAGCUUCAAGGGAGGUCCAAACGGUUUCCAAGGUUGACGAUAUCCAUCAAGAUGCUACCAAGUUGAAGGAAAAUCACCUUCAGCAGAGCCGCCCACCAUAUGUACCUCCUUUCAAAGCAAAGCAGAUGUUAGCUUCAGAAGAGAAAUUGCCUUUGACAUUGCCGCAAGGAAAUAGUGAAUCAUCCUCAUCGAUUUAUAAGCCACCACAUAAAAGAGAAAAGCAAUCACUACGGGACAAUGGACAUCAAUCAUCGUUACUGGAAGAAGACACUGCAAACCACGGCAAAUCAGCCACACCUGUUCAUAUACUACCACAGAUGAGAAUCACGCAACCUACUUCAAAGACCGAAUCACCGCCUUCAGUGACGCAAUCCCCAAUACAGAUUAUAGAGCCGGAACAAUCAUCUUCAACGAAUGGUUCGAUUUCGCAAAAUCAACAGCUAUUGGACUCAGAAGUAGCAUACCCGAAAAAAUCAAACAAAAAGUCCUCGACUCCAACAGAUCAAUCUUAUUUAGAAGCAGAUGAUGAAGAUUCCAGUUCUAUGCCUCAAUUUCAAACAAGCCCUAGAUCUUCUAAUUUACAGCAGAAAUCACCCAGAACUAUGAGGCGGAGUGAGAGACAAUGUACAUCAUCAUCUGGUGCAUAUCUACCAGAGCCAGAAGAUCCUUUAUUGACAACACGUUUGCAGGAGACUGUUUCUAACCCUAGUAAUUCAUGGCCGGAACUUCUAGAUCCUGAUUCCUUUGCUGAUUCUCUUGAUUGUGAAUGGCCCAAUGAUAAAAUCGAUUUAUCAGUCCCAUUGCGAGAUCCAGAUGUCUUCUUAUUGGAUAAUGAAGAUUGCAAUACUAAGGAACCACUAAGGUCACCAAUCGCACUGCCAGAUCCAGAUACCUUCUUAAUUGAUAAUGAGGAUUGCAAUACUGAGGAAUCGCUAAAGUCAUCAAUUCCACUACCAGAUCCAGAUAUCCUCUUACUGGAUGAAGAAGAUUGUAACAAUAAGAAAUCGCUAAGAUCAUCAAUCCCAACAAUACUACACUCCCGUUCUCACAGGCAGAGCAAUCAUGCAAGCAGUACAAUAUCUGGUGGGAAUUCAAAAAUCCAAGAAGCAGACAAAGCCGUGUCAGACGAAAAUGCAAGCAAGAUAUGUUUUACGUGCGAUAAAGUAGGACAUCAUACAAUUGAUUGCCCCUCGAGCUGGAGACUCGACGCAUUGGUUCUUGACAAUUUUCCUUAUUCGAGCUCACGAUACCGUGCUGGCUUAGGAAACUCUAUGCAGGCUAAUAAAGCUAAUGAGCCAGAUCUCAAUCUCGGCGCCAAUAAUUCUACCCCGACUUGGUCCAGGAGCGGUUAUCCGGAUUACACAUCACUUCCUGGCAAUUUUCCUCAUCCGAACCUACCGCAUAUUGCAGAUGCAGGGAACCAGCUACACGCUAAACCUAAGUCUGAUCUCGAUCCCCCCACGGAUUUUUUCUACCCGAGUCGGUUAACAAAAGGUGAUCAUCUAGUCGAGGGACUACCUGGGAAUUGGAUCGAGAUAGCGGAGAAAAUCUCAAGUUUUUUCCACGCGGAUUGGGAUCAAGAAGUGAACAAGCUAAUUGAGACUCGGUAUUGGGAAGUCCAGAAAGUCAUGAGAAAUACGGGCGACAAUUUCAGUCUUGGGAAUAAUUCAGAUGAUGAAGGGUCAGGAGAGGAAAAAUCAGAAGACGAUGAAAUAAUCUUGAGAUAUCCCUGGCAAACGAAGAGCUCUGACUGCACACUUCGGAAGGAAACUAGGGAGAGAAAAAAGAGACUCCCUGCUCCAACUAAAGCAACUGCCGACAAAAUGGGACAUGAUUAUAACAUGGAGGAGAGAAAAAGAAACAUGCUGACAAAGGGAUCUCCAAGGAACCCUCACGCAUUCCAACCAAGGAGAAUUACAAAUGGUGCUGGAUUUUUCUAUCCGGUUCCUGGCGAUUGGUUCUGUAUAUCAAGAGGGUGUGGAGAACGCAAUAUUUCCGAGUCCAUCAUCUGUAAGAAAUGUUCCAGUCCGCGCGGAACAAGGAGAGUGGAUGGUAGCAUCGAGAUUUUCCAGCCCGGGGAUUGGGUUGCGGCAGUCGUUCUAAAGCGCCGGCAAUUCCUAUUCUAUGGAAUUGUAGCUCAUUUAAUUGUGGCGAGACAAAUGAUAACGGCGUGGUACGUUGUCGAAAAUGUGGUAAUCCUCGUAUUAUCUUUCACAACCCGCCGCCUCGAGCAACAGUCAAUGUUUUCCAUGCCGGUGAUUGGUAUUGCGGUGCAUCAGGAUGUGCAGCCCAUAAUUCUUCCCGGGAUAUCAGCUGUUGGAAAUGCGGCGGUACGGAUACCACUCUCGUCGCUCCUGGUCAAGUUGGUCAAACUACGACUGGCUAUUUUCCUCCCCGGGUUGGAAUUGUAA